AUGCUUCUGUUUUGUCCAACAUGUGGGAAUGUGUUGAUUGUAGAGGAAGGACAGAAGUGCUAUCGAUUCGCCUGCAACACAUGUCCGUACGUGCAUAACAUUACUAGGAAGGUAAACAACAGGAAGUAUCCCAAACUGAAAGAGGUUGAUGAUGUGCUUGGUGGAGCUGCAGCCUGGGAAAAUGUGGAUUCCACGCCAGAAAAAUGUCCCAAGUGUGAGCACCCCCGAGCAUUCUUCAUGCAGAUUCAGACAAGAUCUGCAGAUGAACCGAUGACAACGUUCUACAAAUGCUGCAAUUAUGAGUGUGGACAUCGCUGGAGAGACUAAACUGGUGUUCAAUAGGAUCUCUACCUGAGAACACUAGUUGAGUCAGCUAACCUGGUUUUAUGGUGUAUGUGCUGUAGCCAAAUCUUCUGUUGUCAUGCCAGACAGCGAAUAAACAGGACUUUGCUAAUAGCACAAACAGACUGGACCACAUGACUUCUAGUUGACCACACCAUUGGUGCCAAGCGUGUUGGGAAAAAGUAGCAAGAGUUGGUGUAAUAUACACUUCUACCAAAUGUACUUCAUACACAAGAGUAUGUCCUUACUUUAUUUAUCAUUGUGAUUAGUUAACUUCUCUGGGUUGUUUCCUAUUACAUUCAGAAGUCAAUUGCACUUCUAAUUUAUAGCUGAAGAUACAUAAUUUGUGUUUGAGUAGUUGCCGAAGGACCAGAAUCCAUUGUUGGUGUCAUUAUUUUAUUUCUCCUAGAUGUUUAACAUACUAUAAAAAUGACUGUUUUUGGAUUGAAAGAGUAUGACCAUCUGACAAAUUACUAAUAAUAUAAAAUCACAAAUACUGGUUUAUGUUAAAAUAACUGCACUGUAUGCAACAGUAAUGACCCAACUUAUCAUUUAGAUGUACAUUAUACCAUUUUUUUUGAGGGGGCAACAGACCAAACUAGCUACCAACAACAAAAGCCAUCAUUGUGUUCAAAGUUAAAUACAAUCCCUAAACUCUGCUUUUACUACAUGUUCUUACACAGCUUCAAGCCACUUCACACAGCAUGUAGAAGAUUCAAUAGAGUAUAAAGUUAAGAGGCCAGCCUGUGAAACAUAUCCAUAAGAAUGUAUGUAAAUGCGGACAUACUCCACCUGCCGUCAGUGUUUACUGUAUAUAAUCAUGCUGGUUAUUGGUAGUAUUGAGAUGAGACGAGAGAUCCUACAGACGACUCAAAUGAAGCAGACAAAAUAUCUUGCAUACCAUACAUUGGUGUACUUGGACUGGAUCGAACACGUUAAUGUGGGGUCAAAAUGAUCACAAGAACGGUGAGCAAAUAUCCCAGAACCACACGGGGGGACCUAGUGAAUGACCUGCAGAGAGCUGGGACCAAAGUAACACAGCCUACCAUCAGAAACACACUACGCCGCCAGGGACUCAAAUCCUGGAGUGGCCUAGCCAGUCUCCAGAUCUCAACCCCAUAGACAAUCUUUGGAGGGAGUUGAAAGUCCGUGUUGCCCAGCAACAGCCCUAAAACAUCAGUGCUCUAGAGGAGAUCUGCAUGGAGGAAUGGGCCAAAAUACCAGCAACAGUGUGUGAAAACCUUGUGAAGACUUACAGAAAAUGUUUGACCUCUGUCAUUGCCAACAAAGGGUAUAUAAAAUUGAGAAACUUUUGUUAUUGACCAAAUUCUUAUUUUCAACCAUAAUUUGCAAAUAAAUUAAUUUUGAAAAAUC
Molecule: messenger RNA, 1716 nt
Organism: Oncorhynchus masou masou (cherry salmon)
Lineage: Eukaryota; Metazoa; Chordata; Actinopteri; Salmoniformes; Salmonidae
Product: DNA-directed RNA polymerase III subunit RPC10
Exons: 3
Coding region: 1-327 (108 amino acids)
Biological process (GO): termination of RNA polymerase III transcription; DNA-templated transcription
Cellular component (GO): RNA polymerase III complex
Molecular function (GO): nucleic acid binding; zinc ion binding
Source: RefSeq, a predicted model, not a curated record